Messenger RNA from Hirundo rustica (Barn swallow), 1814 nucleotides. It is a transcript of the gene F8, whose product is annotated as coagulation factor VIII. NCBI's taxonomy places the organism in Eukaryota, Metazoa, Chordata, Aves, Passeriformes, Hirundinidae. Gene Ontology annotation, molecular function: copper ion binding; oxidoreductase activity. The transcript has 12 exons. The coding region runs from base 1 to 1611 and encodes 536 amino acids. The record is from RefSeq and is a predicted model, not a curated record.
AUGGGGGCAACCUGGCAAGACUCUCUGCUGAGGUGGUAUCAGCCCAUGACCCCAUCUCAGACCCACAGCGGCCAGAGCAGCGAGGAGCUGUGCGCUGCCCCCUGCUCGGAGGCAAACCCUGAUUUCCUGGCUCCCUGGCAGGAGAAGGACCUGCACUCAGGCCUCAUCGGGCCACUGAUCAUCUGCAACCACGGAGUGCUGAGCUACGUUUCCAGGAGGCAGCUGGCUGUGCAGGAGUUCUCCCUGCUCUUCACCAUCUUUGACGAGACCAAAAGCUGGUACUUCCCGGAGAACGUGGGCAGAAACUGCCGCCCUCCCUGCCGGCUCCAGCAGGACAGCCCUGACUUUAAGAGAAACCAUUCCUUCCACGCCAUCAACGGCUACGUGAGUGACACCCUGCCUGGGCUGGUGAUGGCCCAGCAGCAGCGGGUCCGAUGGCACCUCCUGAACAUGGGCAGCACUGAGGACAUCCACUCUGUUCACUUCCACGGGCAGCUGUUCAACGUCAGGACUGGCCAGGAGUAUCGCAUGGGGGUCUACAACCUUUAUCCUGGUGUCUUUGGGACAGUGGAGAUGUGGCCCUCCCAUGCUGGGAUCUGGAGGGUGGAGUGCAAAGUGGGAGAGCACCAACAAGCUGGAAUGAGUGCCCUCUUCCUCGUGUACGACCUGAACUGCCGGAAUGCCCUGGGUAUGGCCUCAGGUGGCAUUGCAGACUCUCAGAUCACAGCCUCGGGGCAGUAUGGGCAGUGGGCUCCUUCCCUGGCCAGGCUGGACAACGCCGGCUCCAUCAACGCUUGGAGCACCGACCGCAGCAAUGCCUGGAUCCAGGUGGAUCUUUUGCAUCCCACCAUUAUUCACGGCAUAAAGACCCAAGGGGCCCGACAAAAGUUCUCCAGCUUCUACAUCUCCCAGUUUGUUGUGUUCUACAGCCUUGACGGGCGAAGGUGGAAGACAUACAAGGGGAAUGCCACGAGCACACAGAUGCUCUUCUUUGGAAACGUGGAUGCAAGUGGAGUGAAAGAAAACCAUUUCAAGCCCCCGAUCGUAGCCCGGCACAUCCGCAUCCACCCCACCCACUACAACAUCCGAGCCACGCUGCGCAUGGAGCUCCUGGGCUGCGACCUCAACAGCUGCUCCAUGCCCUUAGGAAUGGAGAACAGAGGGAUUCCUGAUGAGCACAUCUCCGCGUCCUCCCACAGCGCCAACGUCUUCUCCAGAUGGGCACCUGCCCUGGCCCGCCUGAACCUGCAGGGCAGGACCAACGCCUGGAGGCCAAAGAGCAACAGCCCCAGAGAGUGGCUGCAGGUGGACUUCGAAGUAACCAAGAAGGUGACUGCAAUCAUAACCCAAGGUGCCAAAGCUCUCUUCACCCAGAUGUUUGUGAAGGAGUUUGCUGUCUCCAUCAGCCAGGAUGGCGUGCACUGGAGCCCAGUCCUGCAAAGUGGCAUGGAGAAGAUUUUCAAGGCCAACCAAGACCAUCAGAGCACAGUGACAAAUACCCUGGAGCCCCCUCUCUUUGCCCGCUAUGUGAGGAUACACCCCCGCCAGUGGCACAACCACAUUGCCCUGCGAAUAGAGUUCCUUGGCUGCGACACUCAGCAGGAGUACUGAUGGCUGCAGGGCCAGGGAGAGGCACUGCCAGCCCAAGGACACACAUUCCACCCGACACUGAGCCCUCCCCAAGGUUGGAGCCUUCCCUCCAGGGGCCUGGCUGCCCCUGCUGCUGGGGAAGAGAAGGGCUGCAGAGCUUUGCAGUGGCUGGGUCGUUAUCUGCCUCUUCCUGUGUCUACCAGAUGUCAUAUACCCAGAUGUAA